UCGCAGGUGCGUCCAAUCAAACCUGCUUCUGUUGACAGACAAAACAAACGUUUGUGCCGCUACUGAAGAGAAAUUCACCAACUUUAAACCUUAACAAACAUGCGGAAUGUUUUAUCCAUAGACUGUUAAUAUGAACUACUAAUAAUAUAGCUACAGUCUAUGAUGUUAUCUUUGAAGCCAAACGUGCGUCGUUUCUGUAACGUAACGUGAAAAGCGGAAUUCUUUACGUCAACCGUCAUUAAUUUGAAGAGUUUUAGUUAGCUAUAUUUUAACUGCCGCUGGACUUUAACGGACUCUGAGGCCUCCCGGGAGGAACUGCCUCCGUUGCUAUGCCUUAGCUUGAUUAAGUUGAUUAAGGACACCUGUCGCUGACGACGUCACUAAAGAGCGACCUCCGGAAUUUGAUGACCGGAAGGAGCAACAUGUUGCCUGGAUACAACCACAAGACGCCAAACCAAGGUCUUUGACGCAGAGCAACACUCCACAAACUCUGAAGACUCUGGAUCACAACCUUCAUGUGUGACAGUGUGUUUUGCAGUGUAUUCCUCUGGGGACACAACUGGAGCGAAGCCGGAGCUCCGUCUUCCUGCUCCGGGGCUUCUUCUCUUUCUUCGGAGCGAGAGAAGGCGAAUAAUUCGAUUAACAACAGCAAACAGCAGAAAAAGGGCGUAACCGUGGAGAUGGAGCCGCUGGAGGAAGCUGAGGUGACGGAGCUGAAGAGGCAGCUAGAGGAGGAAGACCUGGACCCGGAGCAGAAGAUCAGCCUGCUCAACAACACCUUAAACCAGGCUCUGAAGAUGGCGGCGCUGCAGACAGACGGCAGCACGCUGACUGCUGUGAAGUCUCAGUUGUAUCUGAGCGGUGUGCUGAGUCACUGCGUCGUCCUCCUCUCUCCGGAUCCCAGAAGGCCGCGGGGCAACUGGGGCGCCGCCGCCACGCUCGCCCAGCUCACCAGUUCCUGUUGUGUCGGGGUGGAACCUGGUAAACAGUCCCAGACCUUUCAUAGGCUGUUCCUGCCGUCAGUCAUGAACAGCCUCCUCUCAUUGGCCAGCCAGCUGAUGAGGCGGGCAGAGUGUGUGUCUCUCUUCAGGAAGGUGAUGGAUUCAGUCGGCUGGUUGCUCAGAGCUCACUCUCAGCUCACCACUCAGGUUCUGAGCUCUGUCCACUACGAGCAGAUCCAGAUGUGUGAUGAUGUCAGCGUGUCUCUGCUCUGUAUCCAGAUGUGGAUUCAAAUCUGCUCAGCAAGCAGGGACUUCCUCUCCGGGUUGAGCGACGACUCCGUCCUAUUGCUGCUCAACGAAGCUGUCGGCCAAUUAGCCGUCAGCUCUGACUCUUCAGUGGGCGGGGCCUCCGUCAGACUGAUCCUCCUCAUGGCCAAUCAGCAGGAGCUUCGCGUGCAGCCCCUCCUCCACAGCUUCAGAGGUCUGGACAGCCUAUUGGACAAAGACUGGAGGGGGAGGAGCUUUGACCAGGACGUUGAUCAGCUGAUUGCACUCAUCCAAUCAGACACAAGGAGUCACCCCAAGGCGUGUACUGAGCGUGUGCGGGCGGCGAGCGUGAUCCAGGCAGCGUGGAGGUCGUAUCAGACCAGACGCAGAGUGAAGAGUCUCAACAGAGCAGUCAGCACGCUGCAGAGGAAAUACAGAGCUCGGAGGAGGCAGCAGCAGCAGCAGAAGGAGGCGCAGCAGUGGGACGAGGAGUUAAAGUACCAGGUGUGUGUGAGGCGUCAGCAAGCGAGGAGGUUGUUCCACCAGAAACAGAGACAACUGCUGCAGCUACUUCCUCCUGACCAGGUGCAGUCGUACCUGCAGGAGUGUGAGCGUCGGGCGGCCGUGGUGAUCCAGAGCUUCUGGAAAGGCUUCAGAGAGAGACAACGCUACAACAACACACACAGACACACACUGAGACAGACACACACACGACAGCAGGCAGCCAGGACGCUGCAGAGAGCGGUGCGUUGCUUUUUGGACAAACGUCGAGCAGAGAAGGUCCCGCCCACUCCGCCUUUCUGGAUUGGUCAGCACGGUUUGACGGACAGCCGGAGGGUGGAGCUGAGGAGACAGGUGGAGGAGCACAUCUCUCUACAUCCUUCGUCCCGUGUGUCCCGUCAGGAGUGCGAGCGUCUCCACGAGGAGGUGCAGCUGCUUCUGCUGUCGGAGCUGCAGGGAGGAGACCGGAGGAGGAGGGAGGAGCUGAGGGUGGAGGCUCUGCUGGCUCACACACACACACAGCUGGAGCUGCUCAGAGAGGCCCCGCCCCUCUCUACCGUGACGUUAAAGGACUCCGAGUCCUUCCUGAGCCCCUCGGGUCCCAUCGCCGCCCGCGCCCGCGACUCCCACAAUGCAACGCUGCAGGCGAGCAGGCUGCCCUGGUGGAGGACGCUGGGCGACACGGCCGACAUGUUUAGCCCCUCCCACCUGCAGGAGCUGGAGGCGGAGCUCGGAGGACUGUUCGUAGGGGGGUCAGUGGGGGUCGGUCAGCCGGAGGAUUAAUCCUUUAACCUUUAUGCCGCUUUUCCAUUACAUGGUACCUACUCGCCUCGACUCUACUCGCCUUUUUUUGGUUUUUCCAUUACGAAA
This is a messenger RNA of Perca flavescens (yellow perch), 2579 nucleotides long. RefSeq names its product IQ motif containing B1 (gene iqcb1). The record is from RefSeq and is a predicted model, not a curated record. The transcript has 19 exons. The coding region runs from base 516 to 2492 and encodes 658 amino acids. Gene Ontology annotation, molecular function: calmodulin binding. Lineage: Eukaryota; Metazoa; Chordata; Actinopteri; Perciformes; Percidae. Gene Ontology annotation, cellular component: cilium. Gene Ontology annotation, biological process: cilium assembly.